CCAAAGAACGUGGGAAAAACCUGACAGCGCUACUGAGCCAAUCCCGGAUGGAGAGAGGCGGGAAAGGAAGGGGGAGCCUGAUCUAGCCGUUUGGUUGAAUGAGAGUACAAAGACUAUUUGGAAAGGUGGACCGCUGGUACAGCUGCUGCCGGUGGGAGUGUGUGGUCUGCAGAGAUGUGCUGCAUGUCUCUAUGCUCUGCAAAAUCACUGGGAAGCCUAAUCUACAGAGGUGUGUAAUAACUGGUCUGUGCGGGAGCUGGGAGUCUGUGCAGGAGCUGGGCUGCUUUGCAGGAUUUGGGAGACUGUGCAGGAUCUGGGAACACGGCUGAAUUGCUGUCGGUGCAGGGUAAUUCCAUGCUGGCCUGUUUUCUGGAGGAUUCUACAAACAGUGAGUAAAGCCAAGUUGUGGAUGUAGUUUCCAGUGUGUGAUAGAAGAAGACAAGAUUCAAGCCCCUGCUAGGUCUGAGGGAAAAUCCUGGCUGCUUUACACAUUGCUGACAUUGGGAUGCUUGGGAAAUGACCCCGUGGAUCAGCACUUCCAGUGUGAUCUCCCAGUUCAGUGCAAGAUACCCAGCAGAAAGUCCUGGCAUAUGUGAUGACCCUCAUUCCUUAUUACCUAACAUGAUGAAUCCAGAAGAAAUGUAUCUCUCUGUCAGGGGAUGUGUCUUCUGGAGCUCCAGAUGAGGUGCUCAGUCCCCCUCCUUCUCACACUGAGACUGAAUCUGACAUAUGACCAAUCGUGCUGUUUGUUUAGGGAAACCCAGCUUCACUGAGUAAUGUUAUGCUGAUAUCAACAGGAUGGCCACUGUUUUAUUGAUAUUCACCAUGAGGUCCGUGGAGAUGUCUCCUAGCAUCUCCAUGCUAAUUGAGCCCUGCAUCCAUCAUGCAUUGUUUGCAUUUGUGUAGACUAAAGAUCACAUCUGACAUUUCAUGUGGAUUGAGCUGAGCUUGAGAACUGAGGGUUAAUUCCACAGUGUUGUUAGGAAAAAACCCAAAACAUCAGGAAUAAUUCGACUCUGCGCUUUUCAUGGUUGACAAUGUAUUCCGCUGUCUGUGAUUUACAGCCUGCCACCUGCCCAGGUGUGAUGUUGCUGUCAGGUAUCCAUUCCACACUAUCAAUCAGAUUUGGUGAUGAUGAUCAAAUAAUUUUAUCACUCUCUGCUUCAAGUCUUUUAUCUGGAUUUGCCAAAUUAUUUAAUCUGUGUUAUUAGAGGAUUUGCUGUCCAGAAGGCUGAUAACGGAUUGAGCUGUGCAUAUAUUUCUACAGUGGGAUUAGGUACAUGGCAGUCAAAUAUGUUGAUAGUUUUCCCUUUGAGAUUUUUUUUGGCAUAUGUUAUGUGUUGUUUUUUUUCUAACAACAUUUGACAACAUAAGGAAAUGGAAUCAUCUAAUUGACUCCUAUGCUGGAUGAUUAACAUGAAGAUAUGUUAAUGGAAUAAUAAGAAUUGGAAAUACAAUAUUAAAAUGGAGUUGCUGUAAUAAUUUGGGAUUACGUUGUGUAUCUUAGUUCAGCGUUUUGUAAUUUUGGAUUUAAUUACAAUUCAGUGUAAAAUUACAGAUGUAACACUAUGUAAAGUCCACAACUACUACUGUAUGUGGGGACCACAACUUUUGCUGUGAGGGGACAUGUCUAGGUCAAACAGUGUGAGCCCACCAGGAUUUGGGGCUGCCAUAUUGCGAGCAGGAGCAGAGCACAGGUCUGCUUGGGGUGAAGCAGAGACCAGGGCCAAUGGGUACCCGUACUCAAGCCAGUCUUCUAGAAAGAAGACUUCCCGGAUGAUGGGGCUAUGGAGAAGUGAGGAAGACUAUGAGCCCCAGACGGGAAAGAAUUCUAUGUCAGAAAAUAAGGUUAGCUUCAGGUCCAAAUCUGCAUGGCAGGAGCAUGGAGAGGAAAGCAGGAACAACAACAAACCUGCCCAGAAACAUCCCAAAGGAGAGGUGAGGCCAAAAUCUGUGGAGCUUGGCUUGGAUGAGAAGAUGGCCAAAGUAAAAGUAGAAGGAGAAGGGGCUGAGAAUGGGUCAGAGUUUCAUUUUUCAAUUGCGGUUUGCUGCACAGACGUCCUGCAAAUAUUCCGCUCCAAGAAAUUCGAGUCGGAUAAACUUGAACGUCUCUAUCAACGCUACUUCUUUAGGCUCAACCAAAGUAGCCUUACAAUGCUUAUGUCUGUUUUGAUUUUGAUCUUUUUGGUUAUGCUCAUAUUCCACUGUCUCCAUGGGGAUUACGAGGUGCCUAAAGUUGCUGUCCUGUCUGUGGCCAUGCUGAUCAUUGUUGUGCUUAUAGCCAUCUGCAAUAGGAAUGACUUCCACCAAGACUAUAUGUGGAUAGCUUGUUACACUGUCAUCAUCGUGAUCUUUAUGGUUCAGGUAGUGUCGGUUUUUCUGGUGAGACCCCGGAGUGCCUCUGAUGGAAUAUGGUGGACCGUGUUUUUCAUCUACACCAUCUACACUUUGCUUCCAGUGCGGAUGAGGGCUGCUGUUCUCAGUGGGGUUAUAUUAUCUGCCACUCAUUUCGCCAUCUCCCUAAAGAACAACACCAGUGAUGAAUUCUUAUUUAAGCAGGUAGCAUCCAACGUCCUGAUCUUCCUGUGCACGAACAUGGUUGGUAUUUGCACACAUUAUCCGGCAGAGGUGUCGCAGAGGCAGGCAUUCCAGGAGACCAGAGAGUGCAUCCAGGCUCGACUUCAUUCCCAGAGGGAGAACCAGCAGCAGGAACGACUCCUGUUGUCUGUUUUGCCCCGCCAUGUAGCCAUGGAGAUGAAGGCCGACAUCAAUGCCAAACAAGAAGAUAUGAUGUUCCACAAAAUUUAUAUACAGAAGCAUGACAAUGUGAGCAUCCUCUUUGCGGACAUUGAGGGUUUUACCAGUCUGGCUUCUCAGUGCACAGCGCAGGAACUAGUGAUGACACUCAAUGAGCUGUUUGCCCGAUUCGACAAACUGGCGGCUGAGAACCACUGUCUGCGGAUCAAGAUUCUGGGUGACUGCUAUUACUGUGUAUCUGGCCUUCCAGAGGCCCGCGCUGACCACGCUCACUGCUGUGUGGAGAUGGGUCUGGACAUGAUAGAGGCAAUCUCGCUGGUGAGGGAAGUGACAGGGGUGAACGUUAACAUGCGAGUGGGAAUUCAUAGCGGACGUGUUCAUUGUGGUGUCCUAGGCCUGCGGAAGUGGCAGUUUGAUGUCUGGUCCAACGAUGUUACGCUGGCCAAUCAUAUGGAAGCAGGAGGAAAAGCCGGACGUAUACACAUCACAAAAGCAACUCUGAAUUAUCUGAAUGGAGAUUAUGAAGUGGAGGCAGGUGCCGGAGGGGAGCGGAAUGCAUAUCUUAAGGAGCACAACAUAGAGACCUUUCUGAUUGUGCGCUGCAGCCAGAAGCGGAAAGAAGAAAAGGCCAUGAUUGCAAAGAUGAACAGACAGAGAACAAACUCCAUUGGACAUAACCCUUCUCACUGGGGAGUGGAGCGGAAUUUCUACAACCAUCUGGGAAACAACCAAGUCUCAAAAGAAAUGAAGAGAAUGGGAUUUGAAGACCCAAAAGACAAGAACAUUCAGGAGAACAUGAACCCAGAAGAUGAGGUUGAUGAAUUUUUGGGGCGGGCUAUAGAUGCGCGAAGUAUUGACCGCCUGCGUUCAGAACAUGUGCGCAAAGUUCUGCUGACCUUCCGAGAGGCUGACCUGGAGAAAAAGUACUCCAAGCAGGUGGACGAUCGGUUUGGAGGGUAUGUCGCCUGUGCUUUCCUCGUCUUCCUCUUCAUCUGCUUUGUACAGAUCACCAUCAUACCACACUCCGUGUUUAUGCUGGGCUUCUAUGUGACAUGCUUGCUCAUCCUCUUCAUGGUGCUUAGCAUAUCGUUGAUCUACUCAUGUAUAAAGCUCUUCCCUUCUCCGCUACAGACCCUGUCCAGGAAGAUAGUACAGUCCAGGAUUAACAGCACCGCAGUCGGAGUCUUCACAAUAAUCCUCGUCUUCCUGUCUUCGUUUAUUAACAUGUUCACAUGCAGCAAUAGAAGCCUGAAAAACUGCCUCGCUGCGGAGUACAACAUCCCUCCAAAUAACGUGACCCCAUGUCUGCUAAAGAAGGCAACCCAGAAUUACAGCCUCUCAAUCGUCAGCGGAUUCUGUGGGGAUGAAGACCCCAACUGCAACUUCCCAGAAUAUUUCACCUACUGUAUUCUCCUGAGCCUCCUGGCCUGCUCCGUCUUUCUCCAGAUCAGCAGCAUCAGAAAGCUCAUCCUGAUGCUGGUCAUUGACUUUGUGUACGUCGUAAUUGUGGAAAUCCCACAGGUGGCACUGUUCGAUAAUGCAGACAUGCUCGUGACAGCCAAUGAGAUUCAACUAAAUAACUCAACAAUGAACUGCACAGACAGUGUCACUAGAGUUGCCCUGAAGAUUGCUACCCCUAUAAUCAUCACUGUGUUUGUGCUGGCCCUUUAUCUUCACGCCCAGCAAGUGGAAUCCACUGCCAGGCUGGACUUUCUGUGGAAGCUUCAGGCCACAGAGGAAAAGGAAGAGAUGGAGGAACUACAGGCCUACAACCGUCGUCUACUCCACAACAUUCUUCCGAAGGACGUAGCAGCUCACUUCCUGGCGCGAGAGAGGCGUAAUGACGAGCUGUAUUACCAGUCCUGCGAGUGUGUGGCCGUCAUGUUUGCAUCCAUCAGCAACUUCUCAGAGUUCUAUGUGGAAUUAGAAGCCAACAACGAAGGUGUGGAGUGUCUGCGGCUUCUCAAUGAGAUCAUUGCUGACUUUGAUGAGAUCAUCAGCGAAGAUGAGUUUCGGCAGUUGGAAAAGAUUAAGACCAUCGGCAGUACCUACAUGGCGGCUUCAGGACUCAAUGACACAACUUACGACAAGGCUGGAAAGUCGCAUAUCAAAGCACUAGCAGAUUUUGCAAUGAGACUGAUGGAUCAGAUGAAAUACAUCAAUGAACAUUCGUUCAACAACUUCCAGAUGAAGAUAGGACUAAACAUAGGACCAGUGGUUGCUGGUGUAAUAGGAGCUCGUAAACCUCAGUAUGAUAUUUGGGGGAACACAGUAAAUGUGGCGAGUCGCAUGGACAGCACUGGCGUCCCUGAACGAAUUCAGGUCACAGCUGAUCUCCAGCAGGUCCUGGCUGCCAGUAAUUACACCUUGGAGUGCAGAGGAGUGGUGAAGGUUAAAGGGAAAGGGGAAAUGAUGACCUAUUUUCUAAAUGAAGGACCCUCUAGCAGUUAGCACACUGAGAGACGCUUUAUUAUCACCAUGCACUGAAAUGUCCAGAAGCUAAGUCAGCAACAAACAGCCAAAACAACCGGGAUCUCUAGGAGGCUAACGGGUGAUUGACCAAAGAUUAUGCCAAAGUAGGCACACAGAAUAUCAAGCAGGUGGAGACAAUGAAGGAGGACCUGAGAAUCUAAAUAUUUAUUCAAACUACUUACUGAUUUCCUCUAUGAAGGAAGGAAAGGAAUGUAUUAUUGGUACAAGAUUGCCAGCAUUGUAAAUGGAUCGUUUGUAAAACACGUCAGUACCGUACUGUGGCCUUUUUUUGUGACCAGUAUAGACCAGCCACUGGACUCCAUAUUAAGAGCAUUUCUCUUCCAGUUUGAAAAUAUUUAUCAAUAGGAAUAUGGACACACAUUUUUUCAAUAUUUAUUACCACAAAGUGUACUGAGAUAAUUCUGGUUUCUGCCUGGUUACAUGUUAAAGUGAUCCUAUACACGCUGGAGGCCUCCAUUUUGUGUGCUGAACAAAUUUUAUCACUUCUCUAGCAACUAGUUAACUGAAUAUUGGUUUUGCCCACAAAAUGGCUUCCCCUGCACUGUGUGUAGACAACAGGUACAUUUUCCGCAUGUGCACCUGCCUCACCAGAAGAUCCGCGUCCUUUUUGUAGUUUUAUUUUGUAAUAUUUUAGUGUGGAAUUCUAGCAAAAAAACACAGAUUAUAUAUUUUGUAAAUUAUAUACAAAGGCUGGUGCCAAGUGUACAGCGCACGGAAUGGUGUAUUAUCAUUCAAUAUAGUAUGAAAUGGUCAGUCCUGUGCCAUUUUCUGCUUUCAUUUGAUAACACAGACCUGGCAGUUUUGUAAGCAACACAAUAUACAGUAUAACACGCACAUCCCCUGAUUACGACAUAUACUGAUUGAAGUGUCAUUGGGGGAAAUUCUGAGUUGAUCGCAGCAGGAACUUUGUUAGCAG
Messenger RNA from Pseudophryne corroboree (corroboree frog), 6166 nucleotides. It is a transcript of the gene ADCY5, whose product is annotated as adenylate cyclase 5. The transcript has 21 exons. Gene Ontology annotation, molecular function: adenylate cyclase activity. Gene Ontology annotation, cellular component: plasma membrane. NCBI's taxonomy places the organism in Eukaryota, Metazoa, Chordata, Amphibia, Anura, Myobatrachidae. The coding region runs from base 1627 to 5208 and encodes 1193 amino acids. Gene Ontology annotation, biological process: cAMP biosynthetic process; intracellular signal transduction; adenylate cyclase-activating G protein-coupled receptor signaling pathway. The record is from RefSeq and is a predicted model, not a curated record.